This is a messenger RNA of Hepatospora eriocheir, 234 nucleotides long. Lineage: Eukaryota; Fungi; Microsporidia; Hepatosporidae. The record is from the annotation of a GenBank genome assembly.
AUGUUAAUAAAAUAUGUUAACAAACUCAUUAAAUACUUUAAAGCUCCUCGGAGUGUGAAAAUUGAUAGUUCAACUGCAUAUAAAAUACUAGAAUGUGAUAAUACCAACUAUAUAAUGAAGUAUAAAGAACUAAUAGCUAUAAACCAUCCAGAUAAAGGAGGCAGUGAAUAUUUAACUAACUUAAUAAAUGCAAGUAAAGAUUACAUAAGUGAAUUGAAUAAAGAAAUUUAUUAG